AUGAGCGAGGAAGCGGAACACCAAGCGGAAGAAGAGAUGGAGAAAUCCGGUGGGGAGUCCUCACUGGAUAGACCGGCUCUCUCAAGGGUUGUCCCAAACGAGUCUUCGAUAUCCGGUGGUGUGAACCUGGAUAGGGAGCGUUCGAUCAAACGAAGUUUAUCGGAGUUGGCCAACAGAUGUAUGUUCGAAUUGUCACCAGAAAUCGGUGAGUUCCUGGGCCAGCGUUUAUAUCACCGUUAA
Messenger RNA from Perkinsus marinus ATCC 50983, 240 nucleotides. RefSeq lists its product as hypothetical. The record is from RefSeq and is a predicted model, not a curated record. NCBI's taxonomy places the organism in Eukaryota, Perkinsozoa, Perkinsida, Perkinsidae. The transcript has 3 exons. The coding region runs from base 1 to 240 and encodes 79 amino acids.